AUGCAGACGUUCGUGGUCUUAUGCCACACUUUGACAAUCGCGAUAUUCUUAACAUUUUUCUUCUUCGCUUGUGCCCUACCUGUAUUCUGGCCGCUGUUAUUCCCCUACCUAGUUUAUAUUUCACUUUUUUCAUCGUCUGCAACGUCUGGAACGUUGAGUGGGCGUAGCAAUUUCAUGCGUUCGCUCCCGAUAUGGUCACUUUAUGCCUCUUAUUUUCCUGCUUGCUUGCAUCGCUCUGAAGCGCUACUUCCAACACGCAAAUAUAUAUUCGGCUACCACCCACAUGGCAUAAUUUCUCACGGUGCAUUUGCAGCAUUUGCUACUGAAGCGCUCGGAUUUUCGAGGUUGUUUCCGGGAAUCACAAACACCUUACUUACCCUUGAUUCGAAUUUUCGAAUUCCGUUCUACAGAGAAUAUGCUCUUGCCAUGGGACUCGCCAGUGUUUCCCGGGAGUCUUGUGAAAACCUACUGUCUAAAGGUGGUGCUGACGGGGAAGGCAUGGGCCGCGCGAUUACAAUUGUCAUUGGUGGGGCUCGCGAAUCCCUGGACGCUUUACCUCACUCUCUGCGCCUUGUUUUAAAGUGCCGCAAAGGAUUCAUAAAGCUAGCAAUUCGCACCGGUGCUGAUCUUGUGCCAGUACUUGCUUUCGGCGAAAACGAUCUCUAUGAGCAGGUGCGAUCAGAUCAGCAUCCCAUUAUACACAAGCUUCAAAUGCUCAUUAAGCGUACGAUGGGGUUCACGAUCCCGCUCUUUCAUGCUCGUGGGGUUUUCAAUUACGACGUGGGACUGAUGCCUUAUCGACGUCCAUUGAAUAUUGUCGUUGGCAGGCCUAUUCAAGUCGUUCAACAGCGUGACAGAGAUAAGAUCGACGAAACGUACAUUGAUGGCCUUCAUGCCAAGUAUAUACAAGAGCUUCGACGGUUGUGGGAGCAAUACAAAGAUGUCUUUGCGAAGGACCGAAUCUCUGAAAUUGAGAUAGUUGCGUGA
Messenger RNA from Aspergillus fischeri NRRL 181, 987 nucleotides. Its product is annotated as diacylglycerol acyltransferase type 2A. Gene Ontology annotation, cellular component: endoplasmic reticulum membrane. Lineage: Eukaryota; Fungi; Ascomycota; Eurotiomycetes; Eurotiales; Aspergillaceae. The record is from RefSeq and is a predicted model, not a curated record. The transcript has a single exon. Gene Ontology annotation, biological process: triglyceride biosynthetic process. Bases 1 to 987 code for a protein of 328 amino acids. Gene Ontology annotation, molecular function: diacylglycerol O-acyltransferase activity.